CUCGAGGCCUGUCUCCCUUGCUCCCGCUCAAUACAAUCGCUUGAAAUUUUCUCAUACCAUCUCCGCCUUUGACCUCGAACUCGAGGUCAAAAUGGCGACGGCGGGGGCCGGAGGUGGCCAUACCGAUGGACCGUGCACGUCCUUUUUCGACACCCUCUUUCAAGAGUCGAGUGUUGAGCUAGAAAAGGCAGAACCUUUCGCGAAAUCGCGAGAAGAGAUCGCCUCCAUUGCUGUUGUUGGCGGUGGUGACCCUGGCGACCUCGGGUUGCUUCCCCAUUUGGUUUCGUCCCCAAAAUUAGCCAUCGGCAAUGGCGAAAUUGAUGCCGGGCUGCACCAGCGUUCUUGCCUGCCCCCGCCCGAACCCCAUUUGGCACUGGCCGCGCCAGUGGAGAAGAUCAAAGAGGAAGAGGGAGAUGAGGAGGUGGCGAUCAUUGCUGAUCCCAGAGACGCUGCCGCCGGUGCAGUGGCGGACGAAGUGGUGAGACCGAUGCAUGGGCUGGGGGAGACAGGGCCGGCGCCCUUCCUGAAGAAGACGUACGAGAUGGUGUCGGACCCGAGUACGGACACGGUGGUGUCGUGGAGUUCGAGCGGGGGCAGAUUCGUGGUGUGGGACGCGCACGAGUUCUCGAAGCAGGUCCUGCCUCGAUACUUCAAGCACUCCAACUUCUCCAGCUUCAUCAGGCAGCUCAACACUUACGGUUUUAGGAAGAUGGAUCCAGAUCGAUGGGAGUUUGCGAACCGAGGUUUUCAGGAAGGGAAGAAACACUUGCUGAAGAACAUAAGGAGGAGACGCGCACCCAGCAAUCAUAUGAAAACAUCGAGUAGUACUGUUGCUUCGGAUUAUUGGGAGGCUGGAAAGGAGGCUGAACUUGAAAUGCUUAAGAAAAACCAGGAAGCGUUGAAGGCCGAGAUCCUGAAACUAAGAGAAGAGCGGGAGCACUCGCAGCAUGAGCUCAAUCAGGUCACCGAGUGGAUUCGCUAUGCCGAGAGCAGGUAUCAGCGUAUGUUCCUCUUCCUCUCCAAAGCAGCCAAAAGCCCGAACUUCGCCCAGCAUGUAAACCAAGAGAGGAGGCAGAAGAGAGAAUCAGAGGCUUGUGAAUCGAGCAAGAAGAGCAAAUUGCUUGGUCCCGAUGACAAGGCCACCAAAUGCUUGCUCGAAGUAGCGGAUCACAAGAUUCAAAACCCGAAUUUUGAGUGCCUGAGGAUCGGUGAUGAUUCGGCACAGAUGGAGUCUCGGUCGAACAAUGUUUUACCGGUGGAUGUUGAGACCGUUCAGAUGCACACCCCGUGGCCUCCUCCGAUGGGUGGUGCAGAUUUCAGGGUUAUGCAGGGUCAGACACCCGAUCAGAUGGCCGGAGCUAGUCCGUCAGAUUUGCCUUUCGUUUUCCAUGAGAAGUCGGAGAAGCUCCUCGGAGAAAACAUGGUCGUGGGCGAUGAGGCGAUGGAUGACCCGGGAUUCUAUCUUGAGCUGGAGGGUCUAAUUGAGAAGUCGUGUGGUUGGAGUGAGUACACAAGUGGGCUGGGGAGCAAGCGGCGGGACUGAUGCCCUAAAAUUUCCAUGCUGCUCCUGCUCUGUUCUUUCUGUUAUAUGCUACUGCUAUCUUUCGUGACCCAGGUCACGGAAUGCAGCCUUUGCAUGGUCGGAGGGAGUAUCUGAAGUGAAGUGACUGAAUCCAACCAAUGGACUUAUGUGUCCAUGGUAAAUGCCCAUACUUGGUAUAUUUGUUGUGGUUUCUUCCUUUGUCUCCAUUGCAACAAAAUGCUCUCUGGGUUCUUUUAUCUUAGUUUGCACUAGGCUUUUUUUUCGGUUUCUCUUUUUGUAACCAUGAUCGGCAUGAUGAGGAUCCGAUGUGGAAAUACAUCAUAAAUGGGUCUCAUAAAUAA
This is a messenger RNA of Eucalyptus grandis, 1884 nucleotides long. RefSeq names its product heat stress transcription factor A-2. Bases 92 to 1543 code for a protein of 483 amino acids. Gene Ontology annotation, biological process: regulation of transcription by RNA polymerase II. Gene Ontology annotation, cellular component: nucleus. NCBI's taxonomy places the organism in Eukaryota, Viridiplantae, Streptophyta, Magnoliopsida, Myrtales, Myrtaceae. The record is from RefSeq and is a predicted model, not a curated record. The transcript has 2 exons. Gene Ontology annotation, molecular function: RNA polymerase II cis-regulatory region sequence-specific DNA binding; DNA-binding transcription factor activity.